Molecule: messenger RNA, 3065 nt
Organism: Drosophila gunungcola (fruit fly)
Lineage: Eukaryota; Metazoa; Arthropoda; Insecta; Diptera; Drosophilidae
Product: esterase B1
Molecular function (GO): cholinesterase activity
Source: RefSeq, a predicted model, not a curated record
CUUUUUGUGCUUUGGCGGGCAGUUGACGAGCUGCCUUCACGCCAAGCGGACGCGAAACGGCAACAAAUGCCAAACUAUAUAUAACAACAAUAGACCAUCCAUUGCCCACAAAAGUCACAAACUGUAUACGAGUUCAGCGGGCAACGGCAGUGAGCAAACCGAUCCGCAAAAUUUGAUUCCGCGACACCAGCAAACGUUAUGUGAUAAGUGUUUAUUUGUUUGUUCCGGAAUCGUUUCGCAUCCUGCGUCCUGAUUUUCCAGCGUGGUGUUCGACGCGUGUGCGUGUGCGUGUGCGUGUGUUUGUGCGCAGGACAUAAAGCUCUGUAUUUUGUUGAUAUACGCAGUCCUUGCAAGGCCACCGAACAGCUGGCAGUUCCUCAACUCGGCUAGGGAUAGAAUCCAAAACAACUUUUAUAAACAUCUUUUUAAAUAUACAUUGAAUCGCCACCGAACCCAGAAACGUAUUUACAUUUUACAAGUACAAAAUCUACAAAAACUCUGCUGCUUUGGAAAAGCAUUGAUUGAACUCGAGCCGAAAAGAAACAGAGGAAAGAUAGCAACAUGUCUUCUAUGGCUGCGUUUGACCAGUUCAAAAUUGGACUCAAAAUGGUUGACUUUAAGGUCCAGCAACGCCGCUACAGGACCAGCGAAAAGACUGUCGUCAGCACCACCUACGGCCUCAAGGGCGUGAAGCGGAAGUCCAUCUACGGCCAGUCCUACUUCAGCUUCGAGCGGAUUCCCUUCGCGAAGCCGCCGGUGGGCGAGCUGCGGUACAAGGCCCCUCAGCCGCCGGAGGUCUGGACGGAGGUCAAGAGCUGCACCUCCCAGGGCCCUAAGCCCCUCCAGAAGCACUUUGUGUUCGAGAUGACCGACGGCUCCGAGGACUGCCUCUACCUCAACGUCUACACGAAGAAUUUAUAUCCCACCAAGCCCAUGCCAGUGAUGGUCUGGAUCUAUGGCGGUGGCUUUCAAUUUGGCGAGGCCUCUCGCGAGUGCUACAGUCCGGAUUACCUGCUGCGCGAGGAUGUGGUGGUUAUUUCUAUUAACUACAGACUAGGCCCACUCGGAUUUCUGUGCCUGGACGAUCCCGAGCUCGAUGUGCCCGGCAAUGCGGGCCUCAAGGACCAGGUGUUGGCCCUUCGAUGGGUCAAGGCCAACUGCUCCCGUUUUGGAGGAGACUCGGCGAAUAUAACCAUUUUUGGGGACAGUGCGGGCAGUGCCUCGGUCCACUACAUGAUGAUAACUGAGCAGACGCGCGGACUCUUCCACAAGGCCAUCUGCAUGUCGGGCAACUCGCUUUCUCCGUGGGCGGUCACCCCCCAGAGAAAUUGGCCAUAUCGGCUGGCUGUGCAGGCGGGCUAUGCGGGCGAAAACAACACCCGCGAUGUCUGGGAGUUCCUGAACAACGCCAAGGGAUCCGAAAUCAUCAAAGCCAAUGGAGAGCUGUGCAUCGACGCGGAAAAGAAGGAGCGAAUCGGCUUCUCCUUCGGACCAGUGAUCGAACCCUACAUAACUAGUCACUGUGUGGUGCCCACGAAACCCAUCGAAAUGAUGCGAACCGCCUGGAGCAACAACAUCCCGAUGAUCAUCGGAGGCGUCUCCAACGAGGGUCUCCUCUUGUACUCCGAGACCAAGUCGCAUCCCAAGUGUCUAAACGAGCUGGAUGACUGUCGGUUUGUGGUGCCCAUCGAGUUGAACAUGGACAGGGAGAGUGCCCUGUGCCGGGAGUACGGAGACCAGUUGAAGCAGAGCUACUACGGCGACAAGACGCCGAGUCUCGACACCCUCCACGAAUACCUUCAGAUGGUCUCCCACGAGUACUUCUGGUUCCCCAUCUACCGCACAGUAUUGUCCCGCCUGCAGUACGCCCGCGGCGCGCCGACCUACCUGUACCGCUUCGACUUCGACUCGAAGCACUUCAACCACCUGCGGAUCCUGAGCUGCGGCAAGAAGGUGCGCGGCACCUGCCACGGCGACGACCUGUCCUACUUGUUCUACAACUCGCUGGCGAGGAAGCUGAAGAACCACACGCGGGAGUACAAGUGCAUCGAGCGGCUGGUGGGGCUGUGGACGCACUUCGCCGCCAGCGGAAACCCCAACUUCGAUCCCGAGCAGGAGGACCUGUGGCAGCCCGUCGACCUGGCGUCCGUCGAGAAACACCAGCUGAAGUGCCUUAACAUAUCCGACGAGCUGAAGGUCAUCGACGUGCCCGAUCUGAAGAAACUGAUGGUCUGGGAGAGCUUCUUCCGACGCGACGAGCUGCUGUAGGGAUCUGCAGGGAGCCACGUAGACUAGAUCUGUAGCUUUAUUUGAACGAGGGUGGGUCAAGAAACUUCGAAGGUUGAAUGGACUCUGGGAUGCUUUAUUUGGUCUGAAUUUAAACCAAAAUAGUACAUACAAGCAAGUCUUGUGUUUGCUAUGAUCAAGGGACUCUUUCCGAGGUUUGAAACAGCCGUUGUCCACAGAUUGCAACAUCACCAUUGAAGUUUUUCCAUGUUUUUGGCAUCAUGCCAUUUUGGCCAAGUGAGCCCACCCUAACGUUUAUGAUUCUGAAAGCUUUACGUUGAAGCCUCUGUUUGAAACAACGCAAAGCGUAGCUUAAGACCUGAAAUCAAGAGAGUUUAUUGUUGUUAAGUUUGCAAACGCAAAGUAUUCGAUUUAGGUGUGUUAAAGAUUGUCCUCGUUUAUCUAUAUCUUAUCGAAUCGAAUCUGUAGUUUAAGCAGGCUGUUUGUAUGUAGCAAGACUCAUUACUUGCAAGUGUGAAUCAAGUCGCAACUGAAGUACCUUCUAUGAGAAUCUACCAAACCAACUAAACCAACUAAACCAAACUAAACAAGACAGCCAAGGAAUCUGAGCAAAGAACUUAUAUUUACAGUUCUUUUAAGUCGCGCUGAUAUUUUUAAAAAGCCAACUAAUAUCAACCGUAUUUUAUACGAUUCAACUUAUUCGAGAUCGUUUAAGUCCUCAGCACAAACCUGAGUUAAGGGUUCCAUUAUUUUUCUUCCAUUUCUAUGAAAACGCACACAUCUACCAAAAGGAAAUUUCCAUUUGUGUUUCCUAAAAA